Messenger RNA from Brassica napus (rape), 879 nucleotides. RefSeq lists its product as uncharacterized. The record is from RefSeq and is a predicted model, not a curated record. The transcript has a single exon. The coding region runs from base 1 to 879 and encodes 292 amino acids. Lineage: Eukaryota; Viridiplantae; Streptophyta; Magnoliopsida; Brassicales; Brassicaceae.
AUGACAAAUAAAUUGAUCUCACUAAGGGAUAUCGCCUACCCUUGGAUCAAGGCUCUACUGGGAAAUGGAGAGAGGACUUACUUCUGGUCUUCAAAUUGGUCCCCCUUUGGACGCAUUAAAGAUUUCUUGCGUGGUGAGGCCUCUGCUUCUCUUGGAAUCCAUCAAGACUCGACCCUGGCUGAACUCUGGGAGCUGGAUCAUUGGGUUCUUCCUGCAGCGAGAUCAGAAAACCAGGUCAAAAUCUUCUCACAUCUCACAUCACUCUCUAUUACUAAUCAGCCAGAUCAACUUCUAUGGAGCCCUAACAACUUGCCAUCAGAGAAAUAUUCAACACAACUCAUCUAUAACCUGAUCAGGACGGCUGCGCCUGCUGUUCCAUGGCACAAGGAAGUUUGGUUCUCUGGAGGUAUCCCGAAACAUAAGUUCUUAACUUGGCUAAUGACCCUAAAUCGUUGUCCUACUAAAGAUAGGAUGCUCCAGUGGGGGAUCCAAAUUGAUGGUGGAUGCGUGCUCUGCCAAACUCAGAUCGAAUCCCGGAACCAUCUGUUCUUCCAUUGCAGAUACUCUUGGGACGUUUGGUCGUCUCUAGCUUCACGUUGCUCGGUUUCUCCCUCCCCUGAUUGGGACGCGACAUUGACAACGCUACACAACUACAGGGGGACACGACCAUGGAGGAAGCUACUACUACUCUCCUGGCAAGCGGCAAUUUACCUCCUAUGGUCUGAACGUAAUCAAAGACUCCACCGAAACCGGUUCAGGUCAUCAGACUCCCUCCUAUUGGAAAUUGAUAAGCAAAUCAGACUUCGGAUUGCAAGCUUCCGGCUCUCAAACCCGGCUGAGUCCUCCCAACUUCUCCAACUUUGGUUCUCUUCCGUUUGA